ACCCUCCGACUCAAGUCUUACUACUACUGUAGUUUGAUGGGCCGAUGGCCCGCGUCGAUCAUGGUCAAUCGAAAGUCAGCAAUCUUUAAAUAAUCCAUCCAUCCAUGUUAAUACUAAGCUUGGCGAAAAAUUGAGAGUUAUUCUCUCUCUCGUGGACACCGAUUGAGGUGUUAGCGAUCUUGCUGCUCUCUUUCUUUCUUUCUUUCUUUCUUUCUUUCUUACUACUCACUCUCACUCACUCAUAUACUCUUUCUCGUGGAUUAGUUCUAUUACCAAUAUAUACUCACAGAAAGAAAAUGGCUCAAGACUCACUCACAGAAACCCCAGUCAUUUCGUCGUCUUCGAUCACUACUCAAUCCAAGCCAGAUCCAUCUCUUUCAAGGACCGUUUCUCUUAGCCGCCUCAACGCUCAGGCACCAGAGUUUGUGCCCAAUCGACCCACCCCACGCCCCGAUUUGCAGCCGCCUCCUCCUCCUCCGGUUUCUGGUAUGCUACAUGUUUACUCACCACCACCCCCACCUCUUCAAGGCCGCCGCGUGCCAGUCCCUAGUCAAGUCGUCAAUCACCACCACCACUACAACCAAAUUCAUCAUCACUACCGUUCUCCUCAUCAGUAUCAUGCUAGCUCCUCCGAUCAGCUGCCUCAACUUGAGCCAGAUCAUACUCCUUCAAAAAACAAACACACCGACCAAGCUGAUCAGAAAAUUUUGAAACAGGUGGAGUAUUAUUUCAGUGAUUUAAACUUAGCUACCACCGAUCAUUUGAUGAGGUUCAUCAACAAAGACCCAGAAGGUUUUGUGCCGAUAUCUGUUGUUGCAUCUUUCAAGAAGAUUAAGGCCCUCAUAACUAGCAACUCCCAACUUGCAAAUGUUUUGAGGAAUUCUUCAAAGCUUGUAGUUAGUGAAGAUGGAAAGAAAAUCAAACGCCAGUAUUCCCCAACUGAGUCUGAUAUUGAAGAGCUACAAUCUCGCAUUGUUAUAGCUGAAAACCUACCUGAGGAUCAUUGCCAUCAGAAUCUUAUGAAGGUUUUUUCUGCCGUUGGGAGUGUGAAGACUAUCCGUACCUGUCCGCCUCAAACCUCCAAUAAUGGAACAUCGUCUGCUUCAAGAUUGGGAAAAGUUGAUGGCAUACCUUUAUAUAACAAGUUGCAUGCAUUUGUUGAAUAUGAAUCUGUUGAGCUGGCUGAGAAAGCGGUCGUUGAGCUAAAUGAUGAGGGAAACUGGCGGAGCGGCCUCCGGGUUCAUCUAAUGCUUAAACGCACGUCAAAACCUACUCAGGGACGGGGAAGGAAGGGACUUGAUGUUGAAGUUAGCUGUGAGGAGGAUUAUGCAUCUGUGCCUGAGCCACAGACAAAUGAGAAAGAGUUAGAGGGUGCUUCCUUUCCUGAUACUCAGUUGCAUGAACAUGCGGGAGAAGAGCAUGGAUGUGACAAAGAAAGCGGGCAGAGGAAGGGGCGUAAUCUGGGGCGGGCUAAGGGACGUGGCCGAGUUCAUUGUCAUCAAAAUAAUCGUGUAAAUCACUUUGGAACUCCCCCUUCAAAUAAUUCAUUUUUUACUGAUCAAGUGGUUGCCAAACAACCUCCAGGGCCCCGCAUGCCAGAUGGCACAAGAGGAUUUUCAAUGGGUCGGGGGAAGCCUGUAGCUGUUAAUAAUAUAGCAUAAUUUUGUUUAAUCAAAUGCAUAAACAAGUUAAUGCUGGAACGGUGAUGAUAGUACUAGUAUGAGGGCUAUCUGCCCGCAGCAGAUCUCAAACAGAUUUAUUAUUAUUAUUAUUAUUAUUAUUAUUAUUAUUAUUAUUAUUAUUAUUAUUA
This is a messenger RNA of Trifolium pratense (red clover), 1810 nucleotides long. Its product is annotated as la-related protein 6B. Gene Ontology annotation, biological process: RNA processing. The record is from RefSeq and is a predicted model, not a curated record. Gene Ontology annotation, molecular function: mRNA binding. Bases 297 to 1661 code for a protein of 454 amino acids. The transcript is spliced from 10 exons. NCBI's taxonomy places the organism in Eukaryota, Viridiplantae, Streptophyta, Magnoliopsida, Fabales, Fabaceae. Gene Ontology annotation, cellular component: nucleus.